This is a messenger RNA of Cannabis sativa, 6106 nucleotides long. RefSeq lists its product as uncharacterized. Bases 3802 to 5721 code for a protein of 639 amino acids. The transcript has a single exon. The record is from RefSeq and is a predicted model, not a curated record. NCBI's taxonomy places the organism in Eukaryota, Viridiplantae, Streptophyta, Magnoliopsida, Rosales, Cannabaceae.
UUUUUUUUGGGAAGUUCCAAUUCGGAUUCUUCGUUGCUAAUUAAGUUGCUUAUUUAGAAAUUAUAAUUUGCAUUAACUACUGAAUGAAAACGUUCAUUCUCAUUAAUGGUGGAUUUUCUAAUAUGUAAUUAAUUUCACAUUUUGGGACUUAUUUUCUUUUUGAAAGGAGAGAAAUUCAUUCCACGAAACAGGUACAAGUCUUCUUAUAAUGGACUAAAAUAAGGUUUUAAGUUGGCAAUAAAAUAUGGAAUUCGAAUUUUUCAUUCAUUGCUACAACUCUAUAAAUAACACUGAAAGACCACACAACAGUAUAGAAUUAGGAUACACCAGAAUCCAAGAUCAAAAUUUAUUAUUUUUAAUUUUUUAUUUUAAAAGAAUUAUUUUUAAUUAAUUAAUCAUAUGUAACAAAUAAAUCUCUAUCUAAAUAAUAAAUUAUAUUGUUUACCACAUCCAUCCAUAUCCCUAAUAAUCACCCAUAAAACUAAAUUUACAUGUUUCACCCUUAUGUAUUAUUAUUAUAGCAGGUAUAUUGUAUUAAAUAAAGAGAUUUAUUUUAAAUGGAUACAAUGAUUUACUCACUAUUUUGAUAUUUAAUAAGCAUAUGAAAUAUAUUGUUCCAAUAUUGUUUACUAUUUUGUAAAUUAUUUCUAAUUUUUAAAAUUUUACAGAAUACCUUAAAUAACUAUAACGUACACAACCAUUAAUUUUUUUAAAUCGAAAAUUUAAAAAUUGCAUCGAUAUACUAAUUUUAAGGGUGUAUUAUAAAAGUAAUUAUAAAUAUUUAUACCGUCUAAUCUUUUUUAUUACAAAAGUAUGAUUUUUUUUCAGUUUAUUUUUAUCAUUAAGGAGUUGCAGUUGUGUAAUGCCCCCAUUAUAAAUGUUUAUUGGGCAUCCACCCACACAACUAAUGUGUUUUAUCUUUACUUGUACGUUUUUAAAAGAAAUUGAAAGAAACAUCGCAAGAGGUCACUCAUCAUAAAAUUACUUCAGGACAAACAUACUUAAUGUUUACUAAAAUUGAUACGCAUGUAUAUAUAUAAUUAAAUCAAAUAAUAUAAUGAUAAAGUAGAAUACCGUUCUCAAAAAAAUUGAUUACCAAUUAUCAAUUAAUCAAUUCCUUGUUCAUGUUUGAUUAAAUAAAAUAUUUGAGAGAAAAAUAAUUAAGCAAAACAAAUAAUUAAAAUUUAAUGAAUAAACAAAAAAAAACUACGAUUAACUUGAUAAUCUAGGUAAAUUAUAUUUGACUUGCAGCUGUUUAUAAUCUUACCAUUUUGAAUAGGUAAUACGCUAAUCUAUAUUUGGUAUAAAUAAUGAUUUUGUGACAAUUUUGCGUCAACUUUUAUUAUUAUACUUCAAUACAUAAUUGUAAAUCUUAUACAAAAUUUAAUAUUUAUCUAAUAACAUAAUGGUAAAUAUAAAAUUAUAAUAUUUACUGUGAUAUAAAUUUUGCAUCAUCUUAUUUUAUGAUCUAAAUUUGGAUUAUUUUUGUUAUGUGAGAUAUUUACAUCACAAUUUGACACACUAUUAAAGUAGAUUUUUGAUAAAAUAAGUUAUAUUUUAUAUUUGCAUCUCCAUUUAAAAUGCCCUGAUAAUACAAUUACCCAAUUUUAUUUGUCAAUUGAAUAAAAAGAGAAAAAAUUGAGUAAUUAAAUUAUCAAGUAAAUAAAAAUCCAACUAUCCUAUUUUGUCAAUUGCAUUGUCAAUUAUCAUUUAUUUACUUGAUAAUGUAAUUACUUAAUUUUUCUUCUUUAUAUUUAAUUGACAAGUCAAAUUUAAUAGUUUAUAAUAUGGUUAAGACUUACAAUCUCACUAUAUGUGAAAACUCUCUAUACUCCUAUGACAGAGUUCAAUAAAACAUUAACAUAUGGCAUCUCAAAAUAUACUUUCAUCUUAAAUCAAUUUGCAUCCAUAACAAUCAAAAAAUAUUUAAAUUUCAUUUUUUAAAUUUUAAUUUGAAAUCAUAGAUAACAAUUAUAAAUAGUUAAUAAAUAGUUUUGAAAUUAAAUCAGAUUGUACGUGAUUAAAAUAAGAGAAUAAGAGCACUCCCAAUAGAUGAGCUAAAAUAGCUCAAUCUUUAAAUUAUAGAGAAAAAAAUUAUAAAAUUGAGCUUCCAACAAGUGAGGUAAAUCUUAGCUAUUUUAUAUAUUUUUUAGCUUAAUGAAUAAUGCUUAGCUAAAUAUAGAGAUAACUAUUCAUUGAGCUAAACAUAUUUUAAUAUUAUUUUCUUUAACUUUUCUAUAUAUGUGUGUAAUAUUUAUUGUACAAGAUGUUAGGAAUUUACUUUUGGCUUUAUCUUUUGUUGAGUUAUGUUUUGUUAAAUGAUUAGCAAACAAGUUGGCUCGUUGCUUCACAAGAGACUCUUGUUUCUCUACAGGUUGUGCGCUUCAGUUGGAGGAUCCUCUGAAGUGCGUUCUAUUGUUUUGAAUGAGUUUAUUCAUUAAUAAAUCUCCUAAUUUAUUAAAAAAAAGAAAAAUAAGAAUAUCUCUGACGAAGACACAAAUAUAUGAUAGAAAACUAAAAUAUAACUUAAUUAACAAAAAAUAUGCUCUAAUAAUAUUUUAUAAGGUGAUACAAAUUUAAUGCUUAGUAAAUAUUGUGCCAAUUUUAGCAAUGCAAAAUUUGUAUGAGAAUAAAUGUAUAAUUUUAUUAUUAUUUUUUUAAAAUUAUGUAUAAUUUGUUUUUAAUAAAAUUUUACAUAAUUUUUAUAUUUGUUUUUUUAAAAUAUUUAAUAUAGAGUUUUUUGCGGCUAAAUCAUCUCAACUAUCUUUUCGCUUGCAUUUAACAUUUUAAGUUCAAAAUUUGGUAGUAAAACCCUUCAAACUACUGAAUUUUUAGCAAAUUUAAGGUGUCAUCUAUUUUUCAUAGUUAAUUGCAAUAUGGAUUGCGUAUGUGUACACUCUUGUACACGUGACACAUUUAUAUUGGCAUACAUCAUAUUAUUAUUUAAAAAUUACAAAAAAUUAUUUCAAAAUUUAUAAUAUAUUUUUUUAAGUAUUUAUUUUUUAUUUUAUAAUUUUAAAAUAAUAAUAUUAGGUGUAUUAAUAUAAACGUGUCAUGUGUACAAUAGUCUAUACAUAAGUAGUCCGUAGUGACAGUUAACGAGAUGAUACCUAAACUUUGCUAACAGUUCAGUUGUUUAAAAAAUUUUAUUAUUGAAAUUUGAGCUUGGAAAGUAUGUGAAGUGAAAUUAUAAUUGAGAAAAUUUAACCGCUAAAAAUUCUUUAAAAUAUAAUUUAUUUUGGUUAAAUGAAUAUAUUUUUUUUAAGAAUAUAAAUUAAGAGAAAAAAACGCGAAAUUAAUAGAAAAGAUGAAAAAUAUGUGGUUAAAUUAUUAAGCUGGGGAAAGUUCGCGGAAGAAGAAUACAAAGCAUACGAACAAUGAAACAACAAAGAAAAGCAAAGAAUGACUAAAAAGGUACAACAACAACAACAAAUGCACUUCCAGAAGGAGGUGAAAUAAAAAGAAGAAGAAAAAGACAAGACAAAAGGAAGAGAGAAAAAUAAUAAGUUAAAAAAAAUAAAUAAAAUAAAGCUUUAUUAAAUUAAAUUAAUAAAAACCUCUAAUUUUAUAGAAAGAAAUUAAAUUAAAUUAAAGUAAAGUAAAAAAGAGAAAGAAUCAAAACUCAUCCUCAUUUCUCACCCUCACUCACCUCAUCCUCGAGUAACCAACAACAUGUCAGAGAAACCAAGUAACAGAGCUUAGAAGAAGAAACAGAGAAGAGAAGAAGAGAAGAGCAGAGCCAGCACCGAAAUUCACUCCCUCUUCUCCUUCUUCUUCCUUCAAGAUUCGAUUUUGUUACCCAUGAAUCCCAGCAAAACAGAAGAGGAUCUCUUUCAUCAUCUGGGCCCACCGCCACAGAUCAUGGCCCAAUCACAACCGUCCAUUCCCAACCCUCAAGAUGACGAUCCUUCCUCAUCCUUCUCCCUCCCCGAAAUUGUCAUCUUUAGGUCUUCUUCCUCUUCCUCUUCUCCUUCCCACUCUUCUGCCGAUGACAUCGACGACGUUUCCAAUCACCCCAACACAAACCCUAAUUCCACCAAUUCCAACCAGAAUGGCUUCCCCCAACACCAGCAGCCACCUCUCAAUAUCAGUCCGGAGCGUCAUAUUUCCUCCCAAUUUUACACCUUCAACACCGAAUCCCAUUCUCUCAUGAUUCGUUGCCUUUUGGAGCGCCGCCUCGCCACGCCGGCUGAGAUCCGAGAUGCCACUCCCCUACCCGUUCUCAAGUCGUGGCGCGCCGUCUGGAAGGACCGGAACGAAGACACGGCUUAUCUCACCGCCUGGAAGCGCAUUCAGGACAAGCUCUCCGCCCAUGUCGACCAAAACGGUAACGAAUUCCUCUGCUUCAAGAAUAAUACCCAGCAAUUCGUUUCGCAUGUUAACCAGUGGCAAGAUAUUGUUAUGAGUUUUCAUGGUGAUACGGAUAUGAAGCACUUAGGGCUUAAGGAAACCAUUGAUAGAAUUAAGCAGGUGUGGACCGUAGGUGCUAAGUUUUAUGGCAUACCUGAAAGUUACAUUAGGGUUUGUGUGGCUGCCUGUCCUGUUUGCUCGUCCGCUUCUUCUGGUGGAACAGGGAGGAAUAAGCGCCGUAGGUUUGAGUAUACUGAGUCUUUUGAUGUGCCUGCGAAGGAGGUGCCCCAUAGGCUUCAGCAACUGGCUGCAAAGCACAAGGUCGUGCUUUGCAUUAGGCAGAAGUACAUUAGAUAUAAGCCCUUUAUGGCUGAGGUCAAGGAUUAUGCUUGUCACAGGGCAGGUGAGCCGGUUGCCAAGAAGUCAAAAAUUUUGAAGAGGGAACCAUAUGCAUCUAAACGGUGUGGGUGUGGAUUUCGAAUUCGUGCCAUUGUGCCAAUUGCCAAUUAUAAUGAAAAGGACAAGACUUUUGUUUAUCAAGAAGAAGGGAUGGCUGUUUUCAAGUUAUAUGCUGUACACUCAGGUCACGAGCCAGGACCCUUAGAUGGAAAUGCGAGGAUAAUGCAUAGAGUUGUGGGCCAUAAAGGCGGCUUUUUGUUGGAUCAAGAUACUGUAUAUGGUGUGAACGAGGAUAUGGAGAAUGAAGGUUUUGGGUUGAUUGGGAAGGAUGAAGGUAAUUUUCAUCUUUCAGUUUUGCAGCAGGUGCAUGAAUUGAAAACCGAAGUUGGAUUCUUAGAAGCAAAGAUUGGAAAGAUGCCGCGCGAGUUAUUGUGCUCGGUAUCUCGGGAUUUAUUUGAUAUUGUUAGUAGGGUUAGACGUAUUGGACAGGAGAAUUUGAAGCCAAUCGGUUUGCUCCAAGAUAAGCCACAUCCUGACGAUGUAUUGGUUGGGGAGGAUGAUUUGGCUCAUUGGAGUGAUCAUCACCAUGAAAGAAUAUAUGGGAACGGCAAGGAUACUGAAUUGAUAGAUGAUGAUGAGGAAAGUUUUGAGCGGACUCUUGAGGAUGUUGUUUCUUGGGAUCAGCUUAGGACAGAUUGUAGAAAUCAAAAAGAUUUAAUGGGCGAGUCUUGUAAGUCUGAAAAGUGGCUGAAAUGCAGUAACUUUGACGAGAAAAGCAUUCUUGAUUGUGAAGAUACAAAGCUAACCAAGCCCUUAAGACAUGACGAUGCUUUAGUAGCAGAUGUAGGUCUUGUUGGCAUACAAGUCGAUAGUUUCUACCAAGAUAACCCAAAAUGGUAUGAUUCUCCUUGUGGAUUGGACUCCAGUGCUGAUUGUGGAGAUGGUGGAUUCAGGCACGGAGAGAUUGUUUAGACUUUCUUGAAGAUAUCAAUUAAGCCCUUCUAACAUAUGUGAGUUUAUAGCGGUGCCCCUUCUCGAGUUGGAUGUGGGGUUGUACAUUUAUGUAUACAGAAGAUUGGAGCCUCCGACAUGCAUUUUAGGUUCCUUAAGUGCGUGGUUCUGUAAAGUAUAGCCCAAUUGGGCUUUUCUGCACAUACUUUAUUCAUAAAUACUUGUUAACCAAGUUUUUGUCAUUUAAAUUUUUAGAGCAGUCCUAACAAUGUCUAUUGGGAAACUAUUUUAUUCAACAUUUGUACUUUUUCUGUUUGAGAUUCUGAUAUGAAGUACUGGCGCAUAUUCGGUUUCACGUGUUUCUCCUGUUAAAAACUUAAAUGAAAAGAUUUAUGGAUUUAUGUGU